AGUUCACUCGCGCUGAGGCUCUGGGAACGUUGUGCUCUGGACCGCCGAAGGAGCCGCUCCACGCUGGGAGUACAGCCAGCCAGUUUAUAUAUAUAUAUACAUGUACAUGUACAUUUGGCCUGAAGUGGGCAAAAGUGUGACAAACAGAACGGAAAGUUAGCAUACUUUUGUGAGUGACGACUUGGCCAAAUCGCGAGUUCAAGCCCCUCUAUUCAGGAUAUCGAAUAUGUGAAAAUGUGACCCAAUUGAAAACGCGAAAACGGGUCGCAACUACACAUAAACUGCAUAUACACAUAUAUGUAUGUGUGCGGGCGAGCAUAAGUACAUCUGUCAAUACAAGGAGGAAUUAUGAAGCUCUCUGACACCAUGGCCACGCCUAUAGAAGAAAAACUCGACCAAAACCUGAAGGUGCGAACUGGAAUGGUGCACGUGAGCGAUGGCAAGAGCAGACCAGAACCCCUUCGACUUAAUCUUACCAUGGAGUUGCUCUCGCUGCAGAAGCUGGAAGUGGUGACCCCAAGUAGUUGUCAUCCCAAUGGACCACCCAUGGAAUCAAAGGAACGCAUGGUUCAAAUUACGCGCCAAAAACAAGGCGGCCUAGGACUGAGCAUAAAAGGCGGCGCCGAGCACAAAUUACCCAUUUUGAUAUCGCGUAUCUAUAAGGAUCAGGCUGCGGACAUAACGGGCCAGCUAUUUGUGGGCGAUGCCAUCAUCAAGGUCAACGGGGAGUACAUCACGGCAUGUCCUCACGAUGAUGCCGUCAAUAUAUUGAGAAACGCUGGCGAUAUUGUUGUGCUCACUGUUAAGCAUUAUCGCGCAGCCACGCCUUUCCUUCAGAAGCAACUGACCAAGGACACGCCCGACUCUGACAACGAUGUCACAUGUGCCGAGCUGAAGGCUGACGAGGGCUACAAGUCAUCCGUCAAUAGUGGAACCAUCAGUCGCAGUUGUAGUCGCCCCAUGUCAAUCUGCUCGGAGCCCGAGAAGCGCUGGACCGACGUGGUUGCCGUACCUCUAAUGAUGGCAUAUGUGACGAGGUACAUCUAUGGCACUGACAAGCUGCGCCAAAAUGCCUUUGAAGUUCGCGGUCUUAAUGGAAUUUCCACAGGUGUCAUACACUGCGACGAACUGGCCAUACUUAGUCAGUGGCUAAAGUUGAUAACGGACAAUGUUGUGGGCCUAACGCAUUUACAAAUGAAGCUAUAUAAUAGAAACUUUGCUGUGGGCGAGCGCAUUGAGUACAUGGGCUGGGUGAAUGAAGGUGUCAUCAACAACAAUAUAUCGUGGCAGAGCUACAAGCCCAGGUUUCUACUGCUCAAAGGCACUGAAGUGAUGCUCUUUGAAACGCCACCACUUAAUGUGGCUGGCAUUAGCAAAGCUUUGGUGGUCUACAAGGUCUACCAGACCAUGUUCCGCAUUGUCAAGGAAUCCGAGACUGUGGAUAGUCGUCAGCAUUGUUUCCUGCUGCAAAGUUCGGGUCAUGAACCGCGCUAUUUGAGCGUGGAAACCCGUCAGGAGCUUUUGAGGAUCGAGAAUAGCUGGAAUGCGGCCAUUGUGACAAGUGUAAUCAAACUGGGCCGUAAGACCUUUGCUGUGUCGCAUCAUGGAAAAAGUGGCGGACUCACGCUGGACUGGCAAGCUGGAUUUUCACUAACUGAAGGAUCAGAAUCCGCCACAGUUUGGCAGUAUAAAUUCUCACAGCUGAGGGGCUCCAGUGAUGAUGGUAAAUCGAAGCUGAAGCUGCAUUUCCAGGAUCACGAUAGCCGUGCAAUAGAAACCAAGGAGCUGGAAUGCCAAGUCCUGCAAAGUCUGCUGUUCUGCAUGCACGCGUUUCUCACGGCCAAGGUGGCAUCGGUGGAUCCAGCAUUUUUGAGCUCAAUCCAGCAGACUUAAAUCAAAAUAUGGACAAGAAUUCACAUGGACUCACACUCAAAAUGAUAUAUAAUGAAUAUUCGUAAAGUGCAUAGCAAAUAAUUCGAAUAUGAAUGUUGGACUAUAGGUAUCGCAUACAUGAUUGUCUGCUUGGAGUUAUUAUAAACGAGUACGCGCAUAUACAUAUGUAUGUUGAUCUGAAUGAUUGUAAUUGUAAUUGGAUACUGAUAUGGGUAUAUUUAUAGCGCUGAUAAAACUGAAAGUGAAAUCUCUUGGUGCAUUACAGUAAAUUUAAGCAUACAUAAGGCAAUUACUUUAGGCAUUUUUCCUAUUACGUAGACUUGGUACUUACAAAUUGACAACAAAUUGAUAUUGUUUAUAAUCGAUCGUUUCCGAAUGUAGCCUUUAAAGUUAAAUUACUUACCCCUAUCUAACUUACGGAUUGUUAAAACCACAUAGGUCUGCCGAUUCUGAAUGUCAGAGCAACUAAUCGCUUUUGCUAUUAGCCGAAAAGAUUAUAAUGAGUGGCCUUAAAGGCUUUAUCCCGUGCUGUAUCCUCUAGACAUAUAUUUCUCCGGCGAUUUAACGAAAAUUGAUCGAAAAAGAUGAAAACCGUGUUUUGUGUGCGCUCUAAUGAAAAUUUAAUUUUCGAAAAAACGAAUGCUUUAAGGUCGGAUUAACUGUUAUUUUCUACUGAAGUAAUAGCUGAUGUCAUAAUAGAUAUAUACUUAUAUAUAAAAAUACCUUAUAAAUUAAUAUAUAUAUAACAUCCACCGAACAAAUCUCAAUGCACAGACGUAACAUGAACUAGAUUUUAUAACUGUUAUACAUUUACUCAGAGCCAGUUAAGUGAUUUCAUCAGACACUCACUUAGGUCAUUUGUCAAUUCAGAACGUGUCUUUCGGUGGCAAGAUCGCAUUUGUUGCUAGCAUAUUGCAUUGUACGUAUUGAUUUUAGGCGUUAUUGCACAACAUACAACAUACAACUACACAUUAUCGAAUUAGUUAGCGAAUCAUCGACGAGCACAAAAGAUCAUAUAUCUACACACAAAUAUAAAGUUGCAAAAUCAAGUAAAUUGCAAAAUCCCAAACAGCAUAAGCAGAAUAUCUCUAAAAAUAUGCAAGUAUCUAUAAUCCAUUUACCACAGCUGAAAACAGAAUCAAAAAUAUUUACUGUACAUAUGCUUAGCUCUAUUGGGUUAGAAUCCGCUCCUAGCUCCACAAAGUAUAUAUGUAUAUGUAUACCAUAGCCGCAGAAAUAAUAUUUGCAUACAAACCGAUCCUAGUUGCACCCAAAUCGCAAUCCUAACACUCCAAACCCGACCAACAUACGUAAUCUGCAAACACCGCAACAUGUUAUACGAGUAUAAAUUACCAGGGAGUUAGAGCUCCCUCAUCAAAACUAACCUACAUACCAUACAUACAUACAUAUAUUUUUAAUGCGAAGCUUACAUAGUGCUGUAUGAAGUACACGACAUACAUACAGAUAUAUACAUAUAUAUGCCACACACACAUAUGUUCCCCGAACUAAAGAUACUACUCAAAAACUGCGAUUCUGUAAUAAAGUUCAAUAUUUAUCCGGAACUGCGCUACUUGACAAAAGUUCAACGAUAUGAAAACCAUUUGAGUUGGUUCAGUUAUGGUUCCCUAUUUACUUUUAUGCGUUUGCUAAUUGAAAUUAUUGUACAAGAAACCCAAAGCAUUCGAAUUGGAAUAAAAUCUGAAUAUCUAAUCAAGAA
This is a messenger RNA of Drosophila sechellia, 3610 nucleotides long. RefSeq names its product Syntrophin-like 2 (gene Syn2). The coding region runs from base 349 to 1893 and encodes 514 amino acids. Gene Ontology annotation, molecular function: protein binding; structural molecule activity. The record is from RefSeq and is a predicted model, not a curated record. Gene Ontology annotation, cellular component: intracellular anatomical structure; dystrophin-associated glycoprotein complex. The transcript is spliced from 10 exons. NCBI's taxonomy places the organism in Eukaryota, Metazoa, Arthropoda, Insecta, Diptera, Drosophilidae.